Messenger RNA from Notodromas monacha, 4599 nucleotides. The record is from the annotation of a GenBank genome assembly. NCBI's taxonomy places the organism in Eukaryota, Metazoa, Arthropoda, Ostracoda, Podocopida, Cyprididae.
UAUUCAUUCAGUGUGAAUCAUAGCGUGUGCAAUUCGGCGAGAACUGAAGUUUCGGUUAAAAUUUUGCGCGCCGGCGAGAGCGCGCGCGAAAAAAAUAAAAAAUAGGCGCGUCGCAUGAUCAACCUUGGAGUCCCCGCUGGUGCUUCGCCUGUAGUAAUGGCGAAUAGUUCCCAGGCAUCGAAUGGAACCCAUUUGUUCAAGUUGAAUUGGAUGCAGUGGGCCGAGCUCGGGGAUCGGUGGGACAUUUUCGACUCCAGGAUGUCAUACUGCGACGUGUCCCUAGUGUGUGGGGACGGGUUCCUGCUCGCACAUUCCUGCAUGCUGUCGCUGGACUCGUUCUUCAUCAAGAAUUUGCUGAAAGAAGUGACACCUGGUGCGUUGGGAGGAAAUGCCGGAGUCGUCAUUCAUUUACCUGAUUGGCCGAAAAGCGUUGUUAGGCAACUUUUGAGCAUCUUAUACAAUGGCUGUGCUUACUUAGGCAGUGCUACGGAAUCUGCGGAGGUCUCUAAGCUUGGAAGGGCUCUCGGCUACAACGUGCACAAGUGGCAACUACUGCCCAAUACUGUGACAGAUCACACGGGAUCCUCUUCCCCGAUCCCUUCUCCGAUCAAGAACUUGGCUGCAUCAGGCACCACCAUCAGUGUCCUGAAGCGCCCUCCUCCACCCGGUUUGCACCACGUCAGCACAUUUCAAGGCUCCAAGCUCACCAAAUACUUCACCGACGAAAUGAGCCGCAACAGCAGCAAGCAGCAACUGAUGAAUAGGCCCAACGGCGGGGAAACACUGGCGGAAACGAGUUCCGUCACGAUCUCGAGGAUCCCUUGUGCUGGUCAGGCGGGGCCACCUAAACUGGUACCCAAGCCGAAUUUAAUUGCGAGUUCUGCGAGUGCGGGUUGUCAGACUGUCAGUUUGCCACCGAAGGAUCCCCUUGCAGUCAGUCCUGGCGCAUCGCACCCGGCUGUGCCAAUGAUCAGGGUGAAACCGAAUCUCAAAAUGGUGCCCGGCUUGGCGAAUCGGCUGGACAUUGAAUCAACAGUAACUUUAUCAGGAUCGCCACCUCCGGGUCUGUGCAAAAUCUCAAAUACCUCAACGUCGACCAGCGGCGUGACCGCGAAUUCCCGUCCAUUGCAAGAAAUUCUGAGCUCUUGCGGACGGGUUCUCUCAGUGCGCAACACCAAUAACAGCAGUGCUGGUCAUCAGCCGUCUAUCUCUGGUCAACAGCAGAACCCCACAAGGAUCCUGCUUCCUUCCGUGGUGAACAAAUCAACCAUGAUCUCGGAUCAACCCCGCACCAUCACCCCGAAACCCGUGACGAUAACUAGGUCUUUGUUGUCGUCCCCGCCGAGGCUGACGGUGUCGCCGUUAUCGAUUCAGCCGUCGAAACCGACGAAGCCCACUGCAGAGGACGACGACGAGCCGCUGUCGAUCGACUCCAUGUUGGAUUGUAUGAUCAAGGAAGAGACGCUGGACGAUGAAGAGGAUCUCAUUGAUGACGACGAGGAUGACAAUAACGCGGUGGACAAUAAUGUGGUGCCUGUGAAAAGGGCGGCUGUGCCGCCAGUGCAACCAGCUGACGAACCCCCGGCGCUCAUCGUGCAUCCGAACUCGUCACAGACCGGAUCGAAAGUGGCCUGGAAUCAUCCCGAUCCAGGAGGCUGGAAGGGUAAAGACGUGAAUUCCACGAAAAAUAGUCCCAAGGAAUCCACGCCGGUGUCGAACGAUGGGAAUAAGGAGACCAAAGUUGUGAGGAAACGUGGACCUAAACGGAGACGCCUUUCCCGAAAACGCCGGCCGAUUCGAAUUAAGAUCAAGACCCUGAAAGCAGCCGAGGCUGCUGAAGCUAAUGGAGACGAGCCGAAACGUGUGGACGGUGAAGAGAAGAAGAAAGAGAAUAACGAAGAAGAACAAGACAGUGAUUCCGAGGAAGAGCAGAAUGACGAUUCGGACGAAGACUGGGAAUUGAACACUGCCGGUGCGAAAUUGAAGCGGAAAAAGUCCACUGAAAGAAGAAGUCCUCGCCUGUCGAAAGGCACCAAAGAUACCGACAAGGACCUGGGCAAAGAUGAUCUACAGCUGGACGAUGUAGAAGACACUAGUGACGAGGAAUCCACGGGCAACGACGACGAGUGCAACGCAAAUGUUGCGUUUCAGCGAUACUGUGCUGAGAAGUUUGCGUGCAUGAAGAUGAUUCGUCGGCAUUUGCUGCAAGGCCAUGGUGACAAAUUCCCUGUGCAUGAAAUCACCUACUCUUGCGGGGCCAUCAAACGCAAGCGCGGCGACACAAAUCCGGCCCAGUCCUGUCCCGCCAUGCUUCACUGUAAGUUCAAUGCCACGUGGAAAAAGUAUGUGAUUGCCAAGCUGGAACAGAACCAUUUGAACCACGUGGUGACCCGAGACGCCUACGACGUGUACAUGAAGAAGAAAGAAUUGACCUCGCACGAGAAAAAAGUGGCGCUUAGGCUCUUAAGCAACGGGAAAGACCCGGAAACUGUGUGCAAAAUCAUGAAUCGAGUCACGGGAAAGACGAUUUCAGUCGAGUAUUUAACUACGUUGAAUUUCUAGUCAGUUGGCGGCACGUUCGAACUAAGGUGUUUUUUUGUUUUCGUGGAUUCAGGAUUUUACUUUGGGUGUCUUCGAAUGAUGUGUGUACAAAUGUUUUUACCGCAGCGUGGCCGUGUGAUUCGUUUUUAUGCUCCAUAUGUGAAUCACCUGCUGUGUGGUGCGCCAAUACUGGUGAAGCGAUUGCUUUAUGCGUGGUAUGCAGGGUGACUCACGUGCUACUGGGUUCUACAAAACUAGUCCAUGCAGUUCAACAUCGAUAACUCGAACCUCCCUGUUUAAUAUUUUUUUUAAAGUCCUUGUCUGAAUUCCCUUUGAAAUAAUGCAUUAAGAACCUCCCCAACACAAAGGCUUUUCCCCUGUGAAAACCUCCAAAAGUCGAAUUUUCUGGAGGCUUUUUGAUUAUUAUUUUAUUGACACAGGAAAGAGAAAAAUAAUUAAAACACAAAUUGAUGCAUUUUGAAAGGAAGUGAAAGGUUAAAUGGGCAUAUAAACCCUCGACUCCAAAUUCAGCAUCCAUCAACUCAUUCAAGAAGCUUUUUAAGGCCCAGAAUAUGACCAAUUACAAUUUCCCAUGUAAUUUUUUCUUUCUUUCACCAACAAAAAUGCUUGUUAUCCUAACUCAAAAAUUUUUUGCUGGCAAUUCGAAGUUAGACUCGAAGGUGUUUGACUGUAUUUCAAGAAAUGACGAACAAAUGAAAUUUGCGUGUGUGAAAAAUAUCCCAGCAGUGAUGAACUACAGUAGUGUUCAGCGCGUAAAGAGAAACAUAUUUAAUUUCAAAUACCGGUGCAAUUAGUUUUUGUUGAUAAUGUACCGAAACAGAAAGAAGAAGCAAUAGUAUUUUAAUUUUUCCUCAGGACGCCGGAAUCGAUCCCUUAUGUUUCUCUCAUUCUCAAAGAUAACCCUUGUUAUUGUCCUGAUUCAGUAAUUUUUCUCGAAUAUCUCAGGCACCAAUUAAACCAUAGACCUGUAGUCCUAAUGUAAGGCCGGACGAAUUUCCUUGCUGAUCAUACGCCGAACACCUGUGAUUGUUCUGAUGGUGCCAGAGUAUUUCCCACUAUUUUAUUUGAAGAAUUUUAUGGCUGAAGAAUGGGUUCUUGAAAGAACUUUUGUGAGCCUUGAAGUAGCGCGUGUCACAGCCUGUAUAUUAGAUUUGAGGAACGAUGUAUCUUUUUUCGCGUUUAGACGUUGACGUAAAUCUUCUGUAUGCAUCCUUAAACAGAUAUGAAACAUGGAGAAAACUCUAUUAGGUUAACAAUAAAAAAAGUCCGUUUUGAUCCAAGCAAUUGAAGAGACUUCUAUAUUUUAAAGGCGUGAUUUUAAAUACGUGCAGUAUCUUCUGUAUUUUGAAGCUCUAUUUCAUCCACACACACAAAAAUGAUUCACACAGCUGAGAAGUACAAAAUAUUUACAUUUCGUUGAUUUUCGGAUUUUUCAUUCCCCUAUUGAUUGCGAUAUGCUGUAAUUUUCCUAUUCACUCUGUGCUGAAAUUUGAAUUACAUAUGACGAAUUGCUUUCUCUUCAUCUUGAACCUUCAACGUUUAAGCUAUUGUCUUUCUACCGUAUCGUCGUCAGUAUACACUUGUUUUUUUUUUUAACUUCGUUGUGGUAAUUCGCCAGAUCUCGUCACCAUUUUUUGGGAAAUUUUCAUGUGAAGCCUUGGAGAGGGAACUUCGAAAUUUCGUCACUCGUGUCUGUGCAAUUUAUGGAAAUGCCGCUAGUUCAUUUUGUGUUCGUAUACUGCAUUGAUGGAAAGAAAAGAAUUAGUCCUCGCCGCUGGUGUUCGUAAAUGAUGAGCUAAUGGAAAAGAACGGAAUUCUUGUGUUCGGAUGGAAGAAGAGACGUUUUUUUAAGAUCGAAUUUUCUGCCAUUUUUUGAAUUUCGUCUCCCAUUUGUUCUGUUGCUUCUGCUGUUCGCAAUUGUGUCCGAAAUCUUCCGGUUUUUUUUAGGCACAGCUGUCGCAUUCUUUUGACCACAGAAAAAAAUUGGCGAAACCACGUGUUUGCCGGGGUGGAAUAAAUUAUGUGAAAUCUACGAAA